This is a messenger RNA of Cheilinus undulatus (humphead wrasse), 1584 nucleotides long. It is a transcript of the gene mettl1, whose product is annotated as methyltransferase like 1. The coding region runs from base 128 to 856 and encodes 242 amino acids. Gene Ontology annotation, biological process: RNA (guanine-N7)-methylation; tRNA methylation. Lineage: Eukaryota; Metazoa; Chordata; Actinopteri; Labriformes; Labridae. Gene Ontology annotation, molecular function: tRNA (guanine(46)-N7)-methyltransferase activity. The record is from RefSeq and is a predicted model, not a curated record. Gene Ontology annotation, cellular component: tRNA methyltransferase complex. The transcript has 6 exons.
CACUGCUGGUAGUAAUCAAAGUGGAAACAUGCGUGCUUGACUCCCUGGUGCUUAGAAAUAGAUUUUAGUGUUAUUUAUAACGUUUCAGACCAAGUAUUUCCUGGAGGACCGUGUGUCUUAUUUCAGAAUGGCUUCGUCAAUGCCGCAGAAGCGUUACUACAGACAGAGAGCUCACUCUAACCCGAUGGCAUACCACUCGUUUGAUUAUCCUGUGUGUCCUGAAGAGAUGGACUGGUCUGAGUUGUACCCACACUUCUUUACUGAAAAGCCCUUUGAAAGAGAAGAGUCCCCCAGGGUUGAGUUUGCAGAUAUCGGCUGUGGAUACGGGGGGCUUUUAGUGGAGUUAUCUCCACUCUUCCCAGACAAGCUCAUGCUGGGCCUGGAGAUCCGAGUGAAAGUGUCUGAUUAUGUUCAGGAUCGAAUUCAGUCACUGCGUGCUUCUGAGCCAGGAAAGUACCAGAACAUCGCCUGCCUUCGCAGCAAUGCCAUGAAAUACCUCCCCAACUUCUUCUCCAAAGGACAACUCAGUAAGAUGUUCUUCCUCUUCCCUGACCCUCACUUUAAGAAGACCAAACACAAAUGGAGGAUCAUCAGCUCCACACUGCUGGCCGAGUACGCUUACACACUCAGAGUUGGGGGUUUGGUGUAUACCAUCACAGAUGUGGAGGAAGUAUACCUGUGGAUGGUGAAGCAUUUCUCUGAACAUCCUCUGUUUGCACGUGUCUCUGAUGAAGAACUGGAUGGUGAUGUCAUCAUAAGUCGUCUGGGUACUUGCACUGAGGAAGGAAAGAAAGUGCAAAGAAAUGGAGGGAAGAAUUUCCUGGCAGUUUUUCGGCGGACCGAGGAUUUGGUUUAAGACCUAACUGUUUGGACUUUUGUUAACUGAGAUCAAGGUCUAAUGUGGCCGUCUAUGAAGAGGAUAAUGCCCUGUGGAGCCAAAGGCUGUAUCUUUGUACGACAGAUUAAGAGGUUUUCUCAUACAAAUCGACUAACAUUUACAACAUUACCUUACAGAGGAUUUAUUUGUUUUUUGUUUUUUAAUAAUUAAUGUAUUUUAUUCCUCUGCAUUCAGAAGAUGGCACGGAGGAAGAAAACGGAAUGCAUCUCAAGUCAGACCACAUUUGAGAAACUUUUUCUUUUGUUUAAGUUUUGAUGUGCUCCAUUUAUUACACAGAGUGCUGAUGUAGAUAACCUGUAAAGAAGAAAAUUAUUUUGGUAAAAGAAAAAGGCAGUGAUGUUUUUCAUUCUGUAGUUAUUUUGGCCUGGAGUAGGUUGGGUCAGCAGUAAAUCAAACAGACUGACUUCAGUCCAUGUCCUGGAUCUUCGGCAUUGCUAUGCUAUCCCUUCUGACCCAACUUCAAAAUACAAGGAUUUAGAGUUGAGUAGUAAUUUAAAAGCUUAUUAAAAUGACUCAAACUUAUGCCUGAUGAUAUAAUUUAGUGUUGGAUUCAUGGUGGUAAUUCAGGAUAUUGGCAGCUGAAUCUAAAAUGGAUUAGACUGAGAAGUUUGCCAACAAUCUCGAUCUACCCCUGGCUUGUUUGCUGCGGGUCAUUUUCUGGUUUAGAGAAUAAACCAUUAGGCCUU